GUUUCAUUGUCCUUAAAAACCCUAUUUCUACAAACCUUGCGUUUCGCUUACAGAGAGAGAGAGAGAGAGAGAGCGAGAGAGAGGAGGCAUCAGAAGAAGCAAAGAUGGUGAAGUUUUUGAAGCCUAACAAGGCCGUGAUCCUCCUUCAAGGUCGAUUUGCUGGUCGCAAAGCCGUGAUUAUUCGUGCCUUUGAUGAAGGGACGAGAGAUCGCCCAUAUGGCCAUUGCCUUGUUGCAGGGAUCGCGAAAUAUCCUAAAAAGGUUAUCAGGAAGGAUUCAGCAAAGAAGACUGCAAAGAAAUCUAGGGUUAAGGUCUUCGUCAAACUGGUAAACUACAACCACAUCAUGCCUACUCGAUACACUCUUGAUGUCGAUCUCAAAGAUAUAAUCACACUCGAGGCUCUGCAAUCUCAUGAUAAGAAGGUCACUGUUGCUAAAGACGCUAAGGCUCGAUUUGAGGAGAGGUUCAAGACUGGGAAGAACAGGUGGUUCUUCACUAAGCUCCGCUUCUGAAGAAGUCAUUUGAUCUCCUUUUUGUGGUUUGUGGAAUUUUCUCUUUGUCAUGUUUUGGUUAUGGAUUAAGUGUUUUAGCCAAUGAGACCCCGGUAAACUGGAUAUUCUCGUUCAUUUAGUUAUUCUCUCUCUAGGAUCUUUUCUCUCUCUCUUGAGCAUGAGCUACUGAAGGAUUUCAUAUUUGUAGCUUAACUAGUGCCCUUGAGAGUUAAUAUGGAGAUUGAGGAUCUCAAGUGUGGAUUUAGAUGAGGCUGUUUUUUUUUUUCCUAUAGAUUUUGGCAGGAAUACAGACAGUUAUGCUUUUAAUUUCCUUUAACUUCCCAUUUUCUCUUUUAAACUGAGUAAUGAAUUGUCAUCUUUUAUGUGUUAUUUGGAAGGGAUAUGAAUCUGAUAAGAAUGUGCGAAAUCCAAUUUAUAAUUA
Amborella trichopoda is the source of this 933-nucleotide messenger RNA. RefSeq names its product large ribosomal subunit protein eL27x. Gene Ontology annotation, biological process: translation. Gene Ontology annotation, cellular component: ribosome. The record is from RefSeq and is a predicted model, not a curated record. Lineage: Eukaryota; Viridiplantae; Streptophyta; Magnoliopsida; Amborellales; Amborellaceae. Gene Ontology annotation, molecular function: structural constituent of ribosome.